Molecule: messenger RNA, 588 nt
Organism: Oldenlandia corymbosa var. corymbosa
Lineage: Eukaryota; Viridiplantae; Streptophyta; Magnoliopsida; Gentianales; Rubiaceae
Source: the annotation of a GenBank genome assembly
AUGGCCGCUCUCACCACAACCUCAACUCUUCAGUUCUUCUUCCUACUGAUGAUCCAAGCAGCCACAUUCAUCAGCUGCUACCAAUACAAAGUUGGAGAUUUACAUGCUUGGAACAAACCCACCUCUGCAAAUCCAGACAUUUAUGCCAAAUGGUCUGAAAAUCACAAAUUUCAGCUUGGAGAUUCCCUAUUUUUCCUAUACCCGCCAAGUCAAGAUUCGGUAUUACAAGUAACGCCACAACACUUCAAGAGCUGCAACCGUAAAAAUCCGAUCUUGACAAUGAAUGAUGGCAACUCAGUCUACAACAUCACCAUUGGUGGGGAGUUUUACUUCAUCAGUGGAGUUGAGGGUCACUGUGAAAAGGCCCAAAAGAUUCAAAUUUCAGUCCCUGCUGAAAAUGGAUCUGUGUAUGUUUACCCACCAGCUGAAGCUCCAAGUGCUGCUGAUGCAGAGUCUCCUUCUGGAGGGGCCAUCCCAGAUAAGGCUUCUUCUUCAUCGUCAUCACAAUUCUCCAAGAUGAUUAGUCCAAUCUUCUUGUCGGCAAUCCUGGUGUUGGUAAUAUCUUUCGUGGGCAGUGGCAGCAGCUGA